Scatophagus argus is the source of this 1198-nucleotide messenger RNA. RefSeq names its product regulator of cell cycle (gene rgcc). The coding region runs from base 145 to 525 and encodes 126 amino acids. NCBI's taxonomy places the organism in Eukaryota, Metazoa, Chordata, Actinopteri, Scatophagidae. The transcript is spliced from 5 exons. The record is from RefSeq and is a predicted model, not a curated record. Gene Ontology annotation, biological process: regulation of cell cycle.
CGGCAGUCCUCGGGUUGGAGGGUUAGUUCAAGACUUCCAGGAGUGUUGCACACAGGGUGACAGCGUGGAACUUUACACUGAGGGACACUCAGGCUGUACUUCUCAGGACGGCACCGGAUAAUUUCUCGCCUGAUAACUGGAAUAAUGAAGUCUCCAAAAUUGAAACCUCAAGCGAAGUUCGUCAAUGAGCAGGAUCUGAGCGACGUGUUGUGCGAGUUCGACGCGGUAAUCGAAGACUUUACGUCGCCGGUAGAGAAACGACGCUUCAGGUACGACGAACACCUGAAGACUAUGAAGAGGAGGAGCAGCGCCAGCGUCAGCGACAGCGGCAUCAGCGACACAGAGAGUGCAGAGUCACUUAACAGAAACAGCUUCAGCUUCAGUGAUGAGAGGCUGAACUCCCCCACUGUGCUCUCCCCUACCAUCAGCUCGCCUCCUCUCACGUCACCGAAACCCAAACUUGGUGACACUAAAGAACUGGAGGACUUCAUCGCCGACCUUGACAAGACAUUGAAGAGCAUGUGACAAGAAGGCUCAAAAUCAUCUUGGAGUGAAGCCAUGAGGGAGGGAGGGAGUGGAUGUCUGGACCCCCUCUGAGCAGCUAACAAAAACCAAGAACCAAAAACCACCCAACAGGAUAUAGCACAGAAACGUCCAAGUGGCUCCAUCAUGGCAUCAGGUCCAGCCAGCACUCUCCUAAAUUAACCCAGCACUGCCCCGCCAAUUCUUGGCCACCUGGCUAUUGGUCUGUAAGGACUGUGAGAAGGCUCAAAAUGAGCCUAGUAUGUGGACAAUACUUCAGCAGCCAUGAGGUAAUGGACCUCAUGAAGACAUGGAAUAUAUGCUGCAAAAACAAAUCACACACACCAGGUUACACUCCCUCAUCCAAAACUCGAGCAGGAAGAGUAUUUAAAAAAAUAGCUUUUUAUAAUAGAAAUAUAUUUGUAAUUUUAUAGAGCUCCUUAUUGUCUUUUUGUGAAAUAUAUUUUUGUAUCUUAUGUAAAUAAUUGUUUCAAAUUAUAUUUGUCUUGGUAUUAACAGAACAGUUUUGACACUUGUUGACUGGAAUGAAGUUGGUUACAUGUUAAAUGGGAACUGAAAACUCAAAUCAAUCUGAAAAAAACUGGAAAUCAAUAUGUGUAUUUAAUAUUAUCUGCCAAUGUUAAUAUUAAAGUAUGGAAUAUUUUUCUUUUAUUAA